Molecule: messenger RNA, 4617 nt
Organism: Pipistrellus kuhlii (Kuhl's pipistrelle)
Lineage: Eukaryota; Metazoa; Chordata; Mammalia; Chiroptera; Vespertilionidae
Gene: SREK1
Product: splicing regulatory glutamic acid and lysine rich protein 1
Exons: 11
Coding region: 1027-2583 (518 amino acids)
Cellular component (GO): nucleoplasm
Molecular function (GO): RNA binding
Source: RefSeq, a predicted model, not a curated record
CCACAACUUAUCAUGUGCCCUUGACUAGAAUUGAACCUGGGAUCCUUCAGACCUCAGGCAGAUGCUUGUCCACUGAGUAAAACUGGCUAGGGCGCUGUAGUCAAUUUUUUUAGGAGUAAAUUUUAUUUUAUUUUUUUGGGGGGUGGGGGAGAGAACUGUAAGAGAGAGAGAGAGAGGGGACCAGGAAAAAUGCAUGGAAGUUGAAGUCCUUAUUAAAAUUAAUUGAUUUAGAAUUCAGUAAUAUCACAAAUUUAUGGACAUAUGUCAGAGUAAAUUUUUAGUUUUUAGUCAGGAAUUUUUUUCUUAGCAUCUUUGAAUAUUUCAGUGCUAUUAUUAGAAGAUGUUUAUAAGCAACACAUUUAGGGAUCAGCUAUUUCUCUUCAGAUAAGUAUACAUAAAUUGGUUCUAAAAGUCAAUAAUUUAAAAAGUUUCCUGAGAUUAGGGAACUUGUUUUGUUAGUCAUUCUAAAAAGUUUUAGCAAUUUCCCAAGGCAUAUUCUUUAGACCUGGGUUCUUUUGAGCAUUUCUGACAUUUUUGGGAGGUGACGUAUUAAUUGAAUGGUACAGCUUCUUUUUAAAUUGAAGCUGAUUUCAUGCAGUAGGUGUUUGUUUUCUUCUAUCUACUUGAAAUUAAAUGGAAUUUGUUGGAAGGGUUAUCAAAAUUGUUUGCACCACAAGUAGGUAGUUUAAAUAAUAGGAUAGGGGCACUCAGUAAGGAACAAAUUUCAAUUCGCACAUAUUUGUUUUUUCUUUUUCUUUUUUUUGACUAAUUUGGUUAUUUGCCAUUUCUGGGGAUUAAACUUUAAAAAAUGUUCUUCUUUUCUGUAUCUGAUGUUCUGUGUGCUAUUAGUGAUGCAGCCAACACGAACGGUUGUCAUGUGUAACACAACUUUCGAUCACCGCGAAAACACCGUCCUGGGAAAGCGUCCAUGCUUGAUAUCGUUUGGUUCAUGAACAUUAAGUUUCCAGUACAGGUAAAAUCCCAGAGGAAUCAAAAGCACUCUCUUUAUUGGUUCCUACUCCAACCAUGACAAGUCUGAUGCCUGGUGCAGGCUUGCUUCCCAUACCAACCCCAAAUCCCUUGACUACACUGGGUGUUUCCCUUAGCAGUUUGGGAGCAAUACCAGCAGCAGCACUAGACCCCAAUAUUGCAACACUUGGAGAGAUACCACAGCCACCACUUAUGGGAAAUGUGGAUCCUUCUAAAAUUGAUGAAAUCAGGAGAACAGUCUAUGUUGGCAAUUUGAAUUCCCAGACAACAACAGCUGACCAGCUACUUGAAUUUUUUAAACAAGUUGGAGAAGUGAAGUUUGUACGGAUGGCAGGUGAUGAGACUCAGCCAACUCGGUUUGCUUUUGUGGAAUUUGCAGACCAAAAUUCUGUACCAAGGGCCCUUGCUUUUAAUGGAGUUAUGUUUGGAGACAGGCCAUUGAAAAUAAAUCACUCCAACAAUGCAAUAGUAAAACCCCCUGAGAUGACACCUCAGGCUGCAGCUAAGGAGUUAGAAGAAGUAAUGAAGCGAGUACGAGAAGCUCAGUCAUUUAUCUCAGCUGCUAUUGAACCAGAGUCUGGAAAGAGCAAUGAAAGAAAAGGCGGUCGAUCACGUUCCCACACUCGUUCCAAAUCCAGAUCUAGCUCAAAAUCCCAUUCUAGAAGGAAAAGAUCACAAUCAAAACACAGGAGUAGAUCCCAUAAUAGAUCACGUUCAAGACAAAAAGAAAGACGUAGAUCUAAGAGCCCACAUAAAAAACGCUCUAAGUCCAGGGAAAGACGAAAGUCAAGGAGUCGUUCACAUUCACGGGACAAGAGAAAAGAAACCCGAGAAAAGAUCAAGGAAAAAGAAAGAGUGAAAGAAAAAGAUAAAGAAAAGGAAAAGGAAAAGGAAAAGGAAAAAGAAAAAGAGAGAGACAGGGAAAAGGAACGUGAAAAAGAAAAGGAACGUAGUAAAAACAAAGAUAAAGAACGGGAAAAAGACCGAGAUAAGGAUAAAGACAAGGAAAAGGACAGAGAGAGAGAGCGGGAAAAAGACCACGAAAAGGAGCGAGACAAAGAGAAGGAAAAGGAACAGGAUAAAGAAAAGGAACGAGAAAAGGACAGAUCCAAAGAGAUAGAUGAGAAAAGAAAGAAGGAUAAAAAAUCCAGAACACCACCCAGAAGUUACAAUGCAUCAAGAAGAUCUCGUAGUUCCAGCAGGGAAAGGCGAAGGAGGCGGAGCAGGAGUUCUUCUAGAUCCCCAAGAACAUCAAAAACCAUGAAAAGGAAAUCUUCUAGGUCUCCAUCCCCUAGGAGCAGAAACAAGAAAGAUAAAAAGAGAGAAAAAGAAAGGGACCAUAUUAGUGAAAGAAGAGAGAGAGAGCGUUCAACCUCUACAAGAAAGAAUUCUAAUGACAAAGAUGGGAAAGAAAAAUUGGAGAAGAACAAUACUUCACUUAAAGAGAAGGAGCACAAUAAAGAACCAGAAUCAGGUGUGAGCAAAGAAGCAGAUGACAAGGACGCACCAAGGACUGAGGAAAACCAAGUACAGCAAAAUGGGAAUUGUCAGCCAAAUGAAGAAAACCUUUCUACCAAAACAGAAGCUGUAUAAGACUGACCAGUGCACCUCUGAAUGCGUGCCGGAAUGAAAUCCAAAGCUUUUAAUUACUCUUAACAAGAUGUUAAAUAAUGAAGAAUCCAUUUGAGCAUAAAGAGAUAAGCUAACAACUUUUCUAGUUGUUAGGUGGCUUUGUGGCCAUCUUGUUAGUGAGUAAGAAAAGAAAGCAUGGACAUCAUGAAGAUAACUGAUAAUACCCAAACUCAUCUUCUAAAACCUGUGCAUUUCCAUGGUGGCUGACACACUUGUCCUGUGGUUUGUUAGUGUUUGCCAAGAACCAUUAUAAAUAAAUGGGACAUCAAAGAUCCAAAUUUGUACUCUUCACAAAGACUGGAGAUAAACAUUGGAGGCUCUUUUAAAAAGUGUUAGUUACUGAAUUUUGUAUUGUUUUACUUUUUUUUUUAAUUUCAUAAAUACAUAUUGAUGAUGUGCUUGAAAUCGGUGCAAAUACAUACCCACCCUUGUAAGUGCAGAAUAUGUAAGAAGUUUUAACACUUAACUCCACAGGAUUUAUAGUGCUUGUGUUAAAUUCUCACUAUUGUGUUUCUUUUUCUCACUGGAUAGGACAAAAGCUUUUCUUUACAAUACUUUUACAGAUUCAAAUUCCUUAAAUAAGUGGAUUAAAAAACAACUGACAAUGCAUGCUACUACUGUUCUCUUUCAAAAGGAUGAACAACUGUGUUGAAUACUAAUAAUUAAUGUAUUAGUAUUCAGUGUUUAGAAUCAUUGGGUUUUCCCACAAAGUAAGCACUUCUUUUUUAACUUUCUUGUCACUUCCAAGCUUAUUAUGAAUAAUAUUGUGUGUAUUGUUAGCAGUAGAUGGCAAAGGUGUCGUUAUAAAAAGAAAACUUGGGUUUUUAAAAUGGGCUAUGGGAGCACAAGCUGAAGCUUUAGUGCCUUCUACAAUGUGGUAUACUGUUUUCUAGAAUUUUAUAUGUACUAGACAUUCUCAGCUCAUAUGGAAUUUAGAUGGAUAUUCCAUUCACUCCCAUAGAGAAGUGUUCAAGUGAUAUGUCAAAAGAGCUUCUUACUUAGUUCACCUAAUAUGAGAGGGAAGUCCUCUUUUUCAAGAAUGACUUUAGAGCUUAAAACAACAGUGCAGUUUUGGGACCAUCAGUUGUAUACUGUGAUCAUUGAAAAUGAAGCAUGUUCUUAAUUUACUUAAAGCAAAUCCUUUAGUUGUCUACAUGGGAUGGCCUUAAUUAUUACCUCUCAAUCAUCUUCUCAUAAAUGAUGUGCAGAAAUUGAAGUUGAAGGAGAAUACAUGAGGUUGUUUUAUGUUUAAGGAUUUAUUUACUUGAUUUAAAAUAUAGGUCAUCCAUCAUUCUUAGGUUCACUUUUUGUAGAAAGUAUGCAAGCAGUAAAAUGACAACAUUGCUAAUAUUUCCCCACCACCCUAAAACAUAACUCAUAGUUUCAGAACUCUUUUCAUUGUUAUAUUUCCAAAAAAGAUAUACUUUUUAAUUAUCAUAUUAUUGAAAAAUUAAGUAUAAUUAUUUUAAUACAAUCUAAUACAAUCAAAUUACUCAGUUGCCUUACCUCACGGGAAGAGUUACUUAUAUAUUUCAAAGCUGGGUAGCACAUCAGUUAUUUGGUUUCAACUUGAGUUUUCUUUUAAGGUUAAUACUAUUGAAACUUAAGUAUUGGGUGGGGAAUGGAAAGAAUUGUCCUUAUUGCAAAUAAUGAAGCCUAGUUUGAUUAUGAAGCUGCUUAAUUCCUCUUCAUGUGUCCAGAAUUACUGUGGUAUUUUUUCCCCUUUUUGUCACUGUGUACAUUAAAUUUUUUGAAAAUGCUUUACUAUGUAAAGUAUAGAUGGUCAUUUUAAUCCUUCAACCACAUACGGUUGGCUGGUAAACAGCUUAUUCUAAUAUAAGAAUGCUUGUAUGGUGACUAUGGAAAGAUCGUGAAGGAGUACGUAAGUCUUGCAUCAACAGCUGUCUUAUUUAUGAUAUGUAAGUAGAAUAGAGCAAAUGUUUGACUGUUAUUUUUAGUACAAUUUCUUAAUAAAGCUAAGUAUUUUAGAGGAAA